This is a messenger RNA of Arabidopsis thaliana (thale cress), 1755 nucleotides long. It is a transcript of the gene ACT4, whose product is annotated as actin 4. Gene Ontology annotation, cellular component: cytoskeleton. The transcript is spliced from 4 exons. Gene Ontology annotation, biological process: cytoskeleton organization; root hair elongation. NCBI's taxonomy places the organism in Eukaryota, Viridiplantae, Streptophyta, Magnoliopsida, Brassicales, Brassicaceae. The coding region runs from base 371 to 1504 and encodes 377 amino acids. The record is from RefSeq and is marked reviewed.
AGGAUUUAGCAAAAACUAAUGGCCACGAUCUGUUAAGAGUCAAGCGAUAAAAAGCAAAGCUCCUUUCGUUUUUUCAGAAAUUUUGAACCCAUUCAAGUCGGGGCGUUGCAGGAUCCGAUUUCUCGUUUUGUUCUUCGUUAAAAUUCACCAGGUGAUAACCAAAUACCCUUGUUUCUUGGUAACAAUUUCGAUUUUCUUGCAUGGAAAAAUGUCAAGAAAAAUAGAUUUUAGAUAAAUCAACUUGAAUAUGUAAGGCCAUUUUCAUUUAAAAUGGCUUGUUGAAUGAAAAUUUCAUGGGAACCGUUACAUUAUUUGCAUAUUACAAUUGUUUGUUACCGGUCUUGAUUCAUAUUCAUAUAUAGAUUGAAGAAUGGCGGACGGUGAAGACAUUCAACCGCUUGUUUGUGACAAUGGAACUGGAAUGGUUAAGGCCGGAUUCGCGGGUGACGAUGCACCAAGAGCGGUUUUUCCGAGCAUUGUAGGCCGUCCUCGCCACACGGGUGUGAUGGUAGGGAUGGGACAAAAGGAUGCUUAUGUUGGAGACGAGGCUCAAUCAAAACGUGGUAUCUUGACUCUGAAGUACCCAAUUGAGCAUGGAAUUGUUAAUAAUUGGGAUGACAUGGAGAAGAUUUGGCAUCACACUUUCUACAAUGAGCUUCGUGUUGCCCCUGAAGAACAUCCGGUUCUCUUGACCGAAGCUCCUCUCAAUCCGAAAGCUAACCGUGAGAAGAUGACUCAGAUCAUGUUUGAGACAUUCAAUACUCCUGCUAUGUAUGUUGCCAUUCAAGCUGUUCUCUCACUCUAUGCCAGUGGCCGUACAACUGGUAUUGUUUUGGACUCUGGAGAUGGUGUGAGCCACACGGUACCAAUCUACGAGGGUUACGCUCUCCCACACGCAAUCCUACGUCUUGACCUAGCAGGUCGUGACCUCACGGACCACCUCAUGAAAAUCCUCACAGAGCGUGGAUACUCCUUCACCACAACUGCUGAACGUGAAAUUGUUAGAGACAUGAAAGAGAAGCUCUCUUACAUUGCUCUAGACUUCGAGCAAGAGCUAGAGACUUCCAAAACAAGCUCGUCCGUUGAGAAAAGCUUCGAGCUUCCUGAUGGACAAGUGAUAACCAUUGGAGCAGAGAGGUUCCGGUGUCCGGAAGUUCUGUUCCAGCCGUCAAUGAUCGGAAUGGAAAAUCCAGGAAUCCAUGAAACCACAUAUAACUCUAUCAUGAAAUGUGAUGUGGAUAUUAGGAAAGACUUGUAUGGUAACAUUGUGCUAAGUGGUGGAACCACAAUGUUUGGAGGGAUUGGUGAUAGAAUGAGCAAAGAGAUUACGGCUUUGGCUCCAAGUAGUAUGAAGAUUAAGGUCGUGGCUCCACCGGAGAGGAAGUACAGUGUAUGGAUCGGUGGCUCUAUAUUGGCUUCACUCAGCACUUUCCAGCAGAUGUGGAUUGCGAAAGCAGAGUACGAUGAAUCUGGACCCUCAAUAGUGCAUAGGAAAUGCUUCUAAUCACAGUUCCUAAGAUCACCAAACGAAGACGGAAGUAAAAGUAAAAGACAGAAGGUUAAAAACAUUGAGAUUACUACCAAAUGCCACAUUUUUCCAUUAUAUUUUCUAAUCUCUCUUUUAUCCUUUUUUUUUUGAAUAGCCUCUCUAUGUUAAUUUUUCAACUAAGCAUACUUUUCUUUAAACAAUUUCCACUCCCAAUGUACUAUAUAUAAGCGACUAAUUUCAAUUAUUAUAUUUUCUAUUUUAAACUU